AUGCAUAUCCGAAAGGCCACCAAGUAUCUGAAAGAUGUCACUUUGCAGAAGCAAUGGGUGCCAUUCCGACGCUACAAUGGUGGAGUUGGUAGGUGGGCCCAGGCCAAACAGUGGGGCUGGACACAGGGUCGGUGGCCCCAAAAGAGUGCCGAAUUUUUACUGCACAUGCUUAAAAAUGCAGAGAGCAAUGCUGAACGUAAGGGUUUAGAUGUAGAUUCUCUGGUCAUUGAGCACAUCCAGGUGAACAAAGCCCCCAAAAUGCGGCGUAGCACUUACAGGGCUCAUGGUCGGAUUAACCCAUACAUGAGCUUUCCCUGCCACAUUGAGAUGAUCCUUACUGAAAAAGAGCAGAUUGUUCCUAAACCAGAAGAGGAGGUUGCACAGAAGAAAAAGAUAUCCCAGAAGAAAGUGAAGAAACAAAAACUUAUGGCCCGGGAGUGAAUUCUGCAUGAAAUACAUGCAAAUAAAAGUAAAAACAG
This is a messenger RNA of Leopardus geoffroyi (Geoffroy's cat), 479 nucleotides long. Its product is annotated as 60S ribosomal protein L17-like. Lineage: Eukaryota; Metazoa; Chordata; Mammalia; Carnivora; Felidae. Gene Ontology annotation, biological process: cytoplasmic translation. The transcript has a single exon. Gene Ontology annotation, molecular function: structural constituent of ribosome. The record is from RefSeq and is a predicted model, not a curated record. The coding region runs from base 1 to 441 and encodes 146 amino acids. Gene Ontology annotation, cellular component: ribosome; cytosolic large ribosomal subunit.